Colletotrichum tamarilloi is the source of this 882-nucleotide messenger RNA. Its product is annotated as fungal specific transcription factor domain-containing protein. NCBI's taxonomy places the organism in Eukaryota, Fungi, Ascomycota, Sordariomycetes, Glomerellales, Glomerellaceae. Bases 1 to 882 code for a protein of 293 amino acids. The record is from RefSeq and is a predicted model, not a curated record. The transcript is spliced from 2 exons.
AUGGUACUAGGCGUUGCCUCUCAAAUGAUGUUUCUCGCCGGGUUCCACAAAAUAUCCACCACCUUGGCCGAAAGAGCAAUCCACAAUCAUCGUCUGCUCUCGCAUGCUUAUAUACUUGAUCAGAACCUCUCCUUAUGGCUCGGGAAGCCACCGCUGUUAUCUUCAGACAUCGUGCGAGAUGUUCCAAAGCAAGAACAAUAUGAUGGCUAUGGAAGUAUUUAUCUCCAAGACGGCACAUCGUUUAAUUGCCUCAAAGAACAGCUUCUUUUGGCUAAGAUUCAAAGUAAAGCAUACGAGAAGUUGCGCUCACCUGCCUCCUCGUCAAUGUCACAAGAGUUACAUGCUGAAAUCAGCCAUCAGCUUCUAAAUGAGUUGAAUUUGUGGAGACAUAAUCUGCCGGCACUCACCAGGCCACUUUUGAUACCGAAAGACCUCGACAAGAAGCAUGUGCCAUGGCUGUCUACCAUCUUCUGCACUUUUCACCAGGUUGAAAAUUGCAUUCGCUCAUCAAUCUUCUCACAUGUUUCGUUCUCUGACAACGUAGCCUUCCGUAAUCAGACACCGCUCGUUGUCUCAAGUUGCGCUUCCGCGACUAGAAAGUUGGUAGCAGUCUUGAAUGCUCUUGACAGGAGUGAUCUACAGAGAUCUAAAUGGUAUUUUGACUGUCUGCUCAGGCACUUGCUACCUUUGGUCGCAUGGAACCUAGAUUCCCUGUUUCUCCAUGUCGCUUACAACAGGCAUACAUCAGCAGCUCAACAUGACAGUCAGUCAAUCAGGGCUGUGAUGAACUCAUUUGAGGGAAGCUUUCCAGGAUACCGCCACCACAAGGCUUAUGUCACAACCAAGCUUCUAUGCGACGUAGCUUCACGAGCAAGUACAUAG